Molecule: messenger RNA, 630 nt
Organism: Pelobates cultripes (western spadefoot toad)
Lineage: Eukaryota; Metazoa; Chordata; Amphibia; Anura; Pelobatidae
Source: the annotation of a GenBank genome assembly
AUGAUGAAAAACUCAUUUGUUAGAGGUCCUCCAGCAUCAGGAGCCUACAAAGAAAGAGUCGUUAAGUCCAAAAUGUUUACCAAGUUCUAUGAGAGAGGAGAUUUUCCAAUUGCCAUUAAACAUGAUCGUACAGGAAAUAAAAUAAGCUGGAAGGUUGCAAUUGAGCAGUUGGAUUACAUGUACUAUCUGCCUCUAUUCUUUGAUGGACUUUGCGAAACAAAACAUCCCUACGAAUUUUUAGCUCAUCAAGGAGCUUCCGACAUGCUUGAACAUGGAGGACCACAGAUUCUUCCUGCCAUUCCACUUCUGAUUCUACCAAUAAAAAAUGCUCUAAGUACUCGCAAUCGCCAGGUUUUGCGCAACACACUGAAACUCCUUCAGCAAUUGGUUGUAUCAUUUGAUAGGGCGGGGGAAGAAGUUACACCUUUUCUUAACCAUAUUUUACCCAUCCUCAACCAAUUCAAGAAUCUGAAUGUGAAUACAGGAGAUGGGAUUGUGUAUAGCCAACAAAAGAGGGAAAACAUUGGAGAUCUGAUAAAUGAGACCCUAGAAGCUUUUGAACGACAUGGAGGAAAAUAUGCUUACGCAAAUAUAAAAUUCCUAGUCCCUACCUAUGAAUCGUGCCUUUGA